Oncorhynchus gorbuscha (pink salmon) is the source of this 7819-nucleotide messenger RNA. RefSeq names its product FERM and PDZ domain containing 3 (gene frmpd3). Gene Ontology annotation, biological process: signal transduction. NCBI's taxonomy places the organism in Eukaryota, Metazoa, Chordata, Actinopteri, Salmoniformes, Salmonidae. Bases 195 to 5501 code for a protein of 1768 amino acids. Gene Ontology annotation, cellular component: cytoskeleton. Gene Ontology annotation, molecular function: protein binding. The transcript is spliced from 16 exons. The record is from RefSeq and is a predicted model, not a curated record.
ACAGUGGCCCAAACCACCUUGAAGUGUGUGUGUCUGUGUGAGCGUGUGUGAGCGCAUGUGUGUGUGAUCGCUGUCUCAGAGAAACCUACUCUGCAAUACAUAAUCUACACUGAACAAAAACCGUGAAUGAUUGAGAAUCAGACCGAGCUCCUUUCUGUGAGACCUCGUCCCAUGCUCCUCCCUCCUCUCAGGGGAUGGCCAAGGUCCAGGAUGGACACACAAACACAUGUGACAGCCCUGUGAUGUUAGAAGAGAGCCAGGAUGGUAUGGACAGUGGUAGCCUGACUCCUGGCCCAGCUUCAGCUCGACAGGUCUGCAUUCAGCGCCACCCCAGCCAAGGCUUCGGAUUCAUAGCAGGCAGCCAGAGACCAGUCAUUGUACGCUCCGUCUCUGCAGACGGCCCGUCCAUCGGCAAGCUUCUACCUGGAGACCAGAUCCUGGCCAUCAAUGAGGAGGUGGUGAGCGAGGCUUCCCGGGAGAGAGUCAUAGACCUUGUAAGAUGCUGCAAAGACUCCAUAGUUCUCACUGUGCUGCAGCCUCACCAGUCACCGAAGUCAGCCUUUAUAAGUGCAGCUAAGAAGGCCCAUCUGAGAACCAACCCGCCCAAAGUGCGCUUUUCAGAACAAGUGUCCUUCAGUGACCCAGACUCAACAAUGCUAAAGGACGACUCUUUGCUACUCAUACCAAAUGUGCUGAAGGUGUUCCUGGAGAAUGGUCAGAUCAAGUCCUUUACGUUUGACAGCCGCACCACUGUCAGGGAUGUGAUCUCGUCCCUGCAGGACCGCCUGUCCCUGCGUUACAUCGAGCACUUUGCCUUGGUGCUGGAGUCAGGUGGGCUGGACCAGAACCAGAGACUACACCUGCUGCAGGAGAACCAGCCGCUCUCACAUGUGGUGCACAGGACGUAUUUCCAGGGGAUGAAGUGUCUCUUCCGCAUCUGUUUCUUCCCCAAGGACCCGGCAGACCUGCUCAGGAGGGACCCUGCAGCCUUCGAGUACCUCUACAUACAGAGUCGCAAUGACGUCAUCAAAGAGCGCUUCGGCAUGGACUGGAAGUCUGAUAUCACACUGCGGCUGGCGGCGCUUCAUAUCUACAUCACGGUGUCGUUGGCCAGACCCAAUCAGAAGAUCUCCCUCAAGAAUGUGGAGAAGGAGUGGGGUCUGGAACCCUUCCUACCCCUCACUCUGCUUCCCACCAUCAAGGAGAAGAAUGUGUGUAAGACCCUGUCACAGCUGCUCAAAACCUAUCAGCAUCCGCCUCCCUCCGGCAAUAAGGUCCCUCCUCUCCAGGGAAAGCUGCAGUACAUGCGUGUGCUCAACGAUCUUCCGCCCUUUGGAGGCUUGCUGUUCCACACCGUCGGACUAGAUGAGAAGCAGUCGGCCACUACGCUGCUGGUGGGUCCGCGGCACGGCAUCGGUCAUGUGAUCGACCUAAAGAACAACCUGACCACGGUUCUGACAGAGUUCAGUCGCGUUGCUAAGAUACAGCUGCACCGGGAGAACCAGGGCGUUGCCCGCGUAGAGGUGGCCAUACAUGAGGCCAAGCCUCUGGUCCUGUUGAUGGAGUGGCCUGAUGCCAGUAACUUCGCCUGUCUCAUCUCCGGCUACUACAAGCUGUUCGUGGACCCCAAACGAGCCAUCUACUACCGGACACCUGGUCAGUCUUAUAUGAUCAAGGCAGAUUACAGAGGUUCCCACCACGCCCACCCACGCUCUGGCGUCACAGCGGUGCCCAGUGGAGACCGACGAGGGGAUGAGAGGGAAAGAUCCCAUACGAGGGACCCAGGUUCCCAGUCUCAGAAGACAGCGACCGCCCCACUGCCCGCAGAGUCCCAACACCUGGGUCUAUGCCACGUCCAUCUCCGGGAGCCACAACAGCUGCAGGAGCUCCAAAUGCAGGCAGAACCCGAGCUCGACAUCAAUGAGAACUUAAUUUCCCAAGAGGUACCAGAGCGGCCCAGUGCCAAGUCUGACCCAAUCCCCCGGAGCACGGAGACGAUCGGCGAGAGGCCAGAGAACCCCGUCCAGGAGAGCUCAGUGGUCUUCAGGAGCAGAGCCCAAACCAUGGGGCAGUCCCAGCGAACUACACGGUUCUUCUGUGACUCCUGCAAGGCCGGGUUGAGGGCAGAGGGAGUGGCCUUAGACGGUGGAAGCAGCGGCGGCUCGUCGAAGCACUGCUCCAGCGCCUGUGCCUCCCGUGAUGCUGGUGCAGUAGACCUCAUGGCCCUGCCUCCGCCGGGGAACGAAGAGGAAGAGGAAGAAGAGGUGGAGGAAGUAGGAAGAAAGCUGCAGCCUCCUCCGCCAGCCAUUGCUGACCCUCCGCCUGGCUUCAGGGACAACAGCUCGGAUGAAGACGACUCCAAGAGAGGACGGAAGUCUCAACCAAACCCAAACUCCAUCCCCAGUCCAAGCACUACAACUGGGGCAACUGCAGGCAAGAGCUCUGCCAAGGAAGUGGUACCGGCUCCAGAGGAUGUCCCGGUGACGUUGAUAGACAACGUGGCCACCAGGACAGUACGGGACCAUGCCCAGGAGCUGGAUGAUGCUCUGGUGUCCACUCUGCAGGCACUGGAGGCCCUAGCUGCAUCAGAGGAUUUCCCCCAUCACCCCCAACAGCCAGCUCAGACCACAGGGUUGAUCGUGUUGGCGGCCAUUACGCCUGAGUCAUCGUUGGACUCAGGGCACGAGACCAACUCCUCAGAGCUGACAGACGUCUCAGAGAUGGUGUCGGCCAUGAAGCAGCACCAGAACCAGGCCUACCUGCUGGCCCACCAUAUCAACAAGGAGCGUAUCUUCAGUCGCAGGGACUUCCCCUUGGCCAUACCAGGCUGCACCACCCAGACUAUAGAGGGUGGUGCGUUCUCCAUGGGUCAGAUCCGCGGCAGCUGCCCCUCGAAGCCAGUGACCCUCAGUAAGACUGUUCCCCUAAAGCUCAGCCCUGCUAAGGAGACUGCCAGUCCAGGUCUCAGCUCAGUGAAGCAGGGGAGUAACGUUACCCAAGACCCAUCGCAGAGUGAACCGAGUGAAGGCAAGAAGGCAAAAUCAGAGCCUACCAAAGCGUGCACGCAAGACCGUCCUGCAAAGUCACCUGAGGAGCUGAAAGUGUCCGAUCCAGGGCAGGCACCCAAGGUCUGCAAGGAUCAAAGGUCACCCUGUUCUGCUGUGGGAAAACUAAGCCCCAAUCUCUCUGCGGGGAUCAAGGGGAAGAAGUCUGCGCCUCUGAGUCCGGACCCUACCAACAAAGCCUUACCUAUUCUAUUGGCUGUAGACAGAACUGCCUCCGCCAAGAUUUGCCCCACAAACAUGUGCCAAGAUGCCGAGACUGCCUCUAGCGAGACCAUCAAGCCUUCAAGCUCUAAUGACCUCCUGCCAGUUGAUGAUCUAUUCUGCACGUGCCCAGUGAGAGAACCCGGGCCACAGCUAAGACCGAAGGAUCCACAAUCCCAGAAGGUGGUGGUGUUCCAUUCCUCUUCCCCAACAGACGAUGAGCGUCUUCGGUCCAAAGGCCUCCAACUGGCUAGCAGCAAAGAGAUCACAGCGAGAGCAGCAGGAGGAGCAGGAGCAGACCCCGUCUUAGUCAAGCCCAGCCCCCAGGUUCCAAAAAAGUACACCCAGUCCCCACACAUACCUGUGAAAGCUGAGAGGAAGGAAGCAGCAGAGGCCAAGGCAGAGAGGUCCCAGGGUAAAGCUCAAGCUGAGCCACAGAAAUGCCCCUCGAAGACAUUGUCUAUCCUGGGAGACUCCACACACCCUACCUGCUCUGUGGACAAGGUCUCCACUUUUCCAUCUGCUGACAGCAAGAAGCAGGGUGGUGGUAAAGGGAAGGCCCAGCGUAGUGCCCCCUUCCUCAGUAUCAAGAACCUCCUGUCAGCCACGUUCCCAGCUCGGAUUCGUCGGGAGACUGACGAGCGCAGAGCCCAGCUCCAGAAGGUCCGGCAGUACGAGUUAGAGUUCCUGGAAGAACUUCUGAAGCCCAAGUCAUCCGGGGGAGAGUACCUACCCCAGGGGUCCUCACCAGUCCCCUCAGGCACCCCCUGUGCUUGCCAGCUCCGUACAAGUCCUGUGCUAAAAGCCCCUGGCAUCUCCCGAGAGCAACGCCGCAGCUGCGACUGCAAGAGGAUGUGCAGAGGCAUCCGACUGCCUGAUACACCGGUCGGCUCAACUGCGGAGCCACAGCAACAUAGAGGCAGAGAGAGAUCCCUCUCCAAGACCCCUCCAGCGACCUCCAAAACCCCUCACUCCCAGGGAGGUCCGAGGAGACCUCAGACCUUAGAGAUCAAAACCACCCGAAUCCGCUCAACCAGUCUGGAGUCACGGGAACCCAGGGGGGAGCAGGCUUCCUGCUUGCCCACCUGCACCUCUCGCACACCAGACUGCAUGGGUGCUCCGCAGUACAAGAAACUCCAGAGGCGGUAUAGCAUCGGGGAGGUGGACAACGCUGAAGGCACGCCACUGUACGCCGAGGUCAAACCCAAAGCCAAGAGCCUGGAGAAGGAGAUGGAGCGAGUGAGGGCCACAGGACUGAGGCUUCCAACGCCCGUGGAGCCUGUUCACAAUCAAACUCAAACCCACACGGCUGCUGCAGCGGCGAAGGGGAAGAAAGGAGUGUUCUUUGUCCAGGGAGAAGAGCUGCUGCGGGAGAGCAAAGAGGGGGCGCCGACUGAGAUGCUGCUGGGGCUGCCUAGCGAGGACAGUGACGACAGGGAGAAGUGCUGCUCCUUCUGUUUCUGCUACAGGAAAUGUGAGGAGGCGGACGAGAGCAGUGAGAAAGAAGAGCUUUCCUACUCCAUCCCCCUCCAGGUCCUGCCUGGGAUGCAGCUGGACUCUCAGACCUUGCCCGUCAUCAGCAAAACCCUCCAGGUUCUCCACGCUGAGGGCUGCAGCGGGGAGGAGGAAGAAAUAGAGGAAGAGGAAGAAGAAGAGGAACCGCAGACACAGGAGAUUGACCUCCGGGCCUGCGGGACUCUGGAGGGUAGCCUGGCGAGGGUCCAGUCUCUGCAAGGGCAAACGUUCAGCCUGCCGGACGGUUUCCUCAACGCCCAGCUGGAUGCUAAUGAGCUGCUAGCCAUCCUGCGACAGUGCGCUAACGUUCCCCAGGUGGAUAACGAAUCACGCCUCCAGCCAUCCCGGAUCGCCGAGUACAAACAGGAGCUGGCGGUGCGCUUCAAGGAGUUCAGGGCGGCGUGCAGACGGGUGGCGAGCGUCGAGAAGAGCCCCACGCGCAUGCUGAGCGUUGUUACGGCCAGCUUCCUGGUCCUCUGCGAACUGACUCAGACCUUCAUCAAGCUGGUUAGAGGGGUGCGUUCAGAGGCCCAAAGGCUGCAGCUGCUGCGGAAGGUUGAAGAGGUUGCUAUCAAUUACACUUUGUUGUUGCGUGCAGCCGAGGAUGCUAUGGGCCACUCCAGUAGUCUGCCUAACAAGAGCGUGAGUCCCCUAGUUACUACAACCACCACUAACAUGGGCUCCCUCUCGCGCCCAAUGAAAACCCUGCCCGCCCAGUAGAGACAAAGUUGGGGGAAGUGAGUGAAUAAUUAUUUAUGACAGUUGGGAGUGUGGGUGGCUGGGACCACACUCUCAACGCCCAUUAGUUAUUUAUUGUUUACAGGACAUGCAAUGAUCCAUCCAUCACAAUGCAACUGCUCCAUGAUGCGUUUCCAGGGGUUGUGGCAGUUGCAGAGUGGCCCUGUAGUGUUCUAGCAUAAAAGACAAACGCUUGGGCACCGCUGUACAAAAGGUGCAUGCACCUACACCUCUGAAACGCUGGGUGAAAAACAGGGCUAACCACUCCUCCAUGUCAACUCUCACAUUUCAAAGAUCCUUCUUAUUCUUUUCGAUGUAUAUUUGAGUUGUAUCUUUUUAGCAAAGUAUACCAUUUUGUGGAGAACAAAUAUAAUUAAAAUAAUAUCUAAAAUGAAUUUGAGUAUAACAAAUAUAAAGAGUAAUAUACCUGUAAUAAAUCUUAAGACAUUUUAAUGUGCUCUGGGCAAAAAUACCACAGAGAAUGUCAAAGUAGCGAAUUCUGUGAAUUAGGUAGUCCAAAGCCUAGGUAAGUAGUUGACGUGUUUGUUUGUUACAUUUCUAACUGUUGUCACAGAAUGAGUUCCUUUGGUCAUCUGGAAAGUAUCAUGACAUGCACCUCAACAAUAUCACAUACAUCACAUUCACAUUGUUGAAAAUGGUACCUCUGCGAGAUUGUAAAAUCCACACAUUUGAAUUGGGUUGCUAUAAAACAGACAUGGGGCCCAUUUACUCACCUGUAGAAUAACACCACAGGUUGGGGCAGAUGUAGCAGAAACGCUAACUCACUAGCGGCUAACCAAUCAGCUGGGUAGGAUCAAUGUUCUUCAUGAAGGAAGGCAGCCCCGCUCUACUGUAUAAAUUGUAGUAAACCUCACAUUGCUGUCUUGGUUUGAGACACACACACACAUACACACAGUAGACACACUCUCACACACAACAAUCACAGUCCACAUGAAAUCUGCACCUCGCCUCUUGUAAACGAGAUGAGGUAUAUGGGAGAUCCACUUUAGCAAGCUUAGCCUUAGACUGUUGCACAACCUUCAGCAUUUGCUCCUGCUCACACAUGAUCUAAGUUCAUGUUUUGUUUACAUUCAGCCUACUGAACAUCGAGCUAGAAAACAAAUGUCACAUCAUACACCUUCAGUUUUAUAAACUAUUUCAUCUUAUAAGACAUUCAAGUUGCUAUAUUAUUCUCUAAAAUAAUUUUACAGGAUUUUGUGUCACAAACAAUUCAAUGGGUUUAUACUUUUUGCUCUCUAUGUGCUGUUGUCCAUUGUGCAAUACAGGAGAUAUAUAUAUAAAUCACACAAUACAGGAGAUAUAUAUAAAUCACACACACAAAGUAGUUUUCUAUGUAUUUUAAUAAAACUGACACCUGUGUUUUCUGUCUGAAAACGGCUUCCUGUCUCAUCCUGUUGUCAAACCACGGAGAUCAAACAGCCUAUUGCUAACCUCAACCGAAACUGAAACUAUUCAGACUCUGACAUUAUGGUACUAUUCAUACCAUGUGUUUUCUUUCACUGCACUACUGUCUCGCAUGUUUCCCCAAUUCUACAUUUCUUCUUGACGAUACAAGAAGUAGAGCGGUCAAGAUACCAAUGGUGGUGGCAGAUUCAGUGUUACGACUAGUUUUAUUGAAGUGAGAAAGAAAGAAUAUACAUCCACAAAAAUAUGAGGAGGCUACUUACUGCAGUAAUGUUUUGAAAUGGAAAUUCUUUACGCGGAGUUGUAUUAUUCUACACUUGAGAUGUAAAUAUUGUAAAACGGUUGGAAUAUUUGUGAGCCAGGAAAACACUUUUAAAUUAUCCCACUAACUGACAAUGUGAAGAUUGGUUCCAAAUUCUUCACUGUUUUGUAAAAAAAAAAUAGAAAACAUGUCUGUACCGUAUAAUUUAUAGUAGUUAUGUUCCAUAGAAAACUAAUAGCAAAAACGUAUAUUUUAAGACUAUAUAAUGAGUAUAAAGCAUGGGACAUGUUUAUUUUUAUAAAAACGAAAUAUUUACAGUAUCAAACGGCAUUCUCUCAUCAUGACCACCUGGAAAUGUUUUCAAACAUUUUGUUUUUGACAUAAUGUUAAUAUAGAAAUAUUUUGUGUGGUUGUCAUUGUUGAGUUGCAUUGUUGCCAAACUGUGAAUAUGUCUCUGUUCCAUAACAUAAUGGACCUAUGUUCCAUGGCCUAUUCCAUUGUGUUUGUUGGCACUUAUUUAUUUACUUUUAUUUAUUUGUCAAUAAUCUUGUCUUCACUGUGUUCUUCUGUCUGUACAAUGUUUCUCAUGUUUUAAGAGCAAUAAAAUUAUAAU